Molecule: messenger RNA, 1293 nt
Organism: Cyclospora cayetanensis
Lineage: Eukaryota; Apicomplexa; Conoidasida; Eucoccidiorida; Eimeriidae
Exons: 1
Coding region: 1-1293 (430 amino acids)
Source: RefSeq, a predicted model, not a curated record
AUGGGAGCAAACAACUCAGCUUGUUUGCCGCGUAGGGCAGCUGGAGCAACUGCCCGACGCAACGGGGCGAUAAGUAGUAACCGCACUGCCGAAGCCGCCCUCAGGCCUACCCAGAAUUUCAAAAAGGUGUCGAUAACGGUUGACUCUCAGGCGGCGAAAAGUGAGACGCGGGCUCAGCUUUCCACACCACAUGGCAGCCCUACUAAUGGAGUUGCGAGCUCUAGCGGACUAACGGAGGAAUGCGGUGAUGCGCUACAUGCGCAGCUCUCACCGGAUGAUCAGCAGGUGAAAGUUCGUGGUCAGCUCCCAAAUGUCUCGGGGAUAGAAAGUUCAGCGAAUGAAAAACAGCAGGACGCGCAUUUUUUGGAAGAAGAGCAGCCACGAGAACCCGAAGCGGAAUUUACUAUCAACCAAGGUAGUCCAAAAGAAAUUUCAUCUCUCUCCAAGACAGAGAAGCCAGAUGAAGCUCUGUAUGUGCAGAAGGGUGAAGGCGCCCUAAGGCAUCAGCACCACAUCCAUGUUCCCUCGCACUUGCUGGCCACUAGAACAGAAGAGGCAUGGGAGCAGCACCAACACGAGUCUCAGGCACUUCUCAGCCCUCACAGUUGUUCGGUGGCUCACCGAGUUGCGGCUGCACUCAGAGCCGCUGCUGGUGAACGUGCAGCAGCUGCGGCAGCGCGGGCUGCCGAGGCAGCACAAGCGGCGAAAACGACGCAGGAGGAUGAGGCAGAACCACUCAGAGGCAUACAACUCCUCCAAGCUUCAACAAACCAAGAUCCAGCCUUUAAAAUGUGCCAUGAACAACCGGGUUGUACUGCAAGCAGUUCCGCAGAGGAACAAGUGCAUCUGCAGCAAGACUCCAGGGGUCUGCAUCCCCAGAAGAGCUGCUUUCCGCAUGUCUCUUGUUUAUCCUCCACUGAUGACAGUGGAAACGAUGUCAUGGUCAGCAGCGGCAUGAUCUGGAGCGAAACUAAGAGUAAAAAUGCGAUUUCUUCGGAAUACUCUGUCGUGAAGACAGCUCUUAGACGGGUUGGAACAAUGUUUUCUGCAACCUCUGCAGCGCUGGCUUCUCCACCCGUAGCAAAGACUACCCAUGAAGAGGCAGGUAAUUGUGAGAUCGUCUCUAAUGUUCAACGUUGUCUUAGUGCUCCAGAGUGGCACUCUGGAGCCCUAGCGGGCAGUGGUAUUGCUGGAGAGCAGCGAGAGGGAGCCGAUAUGCUGCAAGGAGCACUGGACCGAGCCAUGGGCACGCUUACCAGCGAUACUUUCAAGAAACAUGUAAGCUGUGCUUAG